UUCUAAUAAACAAACUGCAAAAAAGGUAUAACAAUGCCUGGUCGUAUGAAUAACUCAAGGGAAACUUACAGCUCAAGGGAAAUAUAUAACCCGAGGGAAUCCUACAGCUCAAGGGAAACUUAUACCCCAAGAGAAACUUAUGACUACCAGAGUCGCAAGCCUUCCAAUGACAACUGCUUCAUCUGUGACAAGUCAGGUCACUGGGCUCGUGAAUGUCCCGAAUCGGAUGAGCAGCAGAGAGAAUAUGCUCCGAGGACCCGUGGAGGAUUCCGGGGAAGAGGGAGAGGACGGGGCAGGGGUCGUGGAAGUUAUGGGGGUUACGGGGGUUAUGGAGGUUAUGGAACACGACAGCGUGAUGCUGAUGUUUGCUACAAAUGUGGAACCCCUGGUCACUUUGCAAGAGAAUGCCCAAAUGACGCAGCUGAUGGAAUACAAAGAAAUGAAGACAGAAGGCCAAUGGGUCGUCGCAACAACGAUUACUGCUUUCGCUGUGGUCAACCUGGCCACAUGGCCCGUGACUGCUUGUCUGCUGAGAAUGGUAGGUCAAGAACAGGGGCAACGAAUAUUAACACAUGCUACAAUUGCUACAAAGAAGGCCAUCUUGCACGUGACUGUCCAGAGGACAAUGCGUGCUACAAAUGCGGUAAAGCGGGUCAUCUUGCACGCAAGUGUCCCGAAGAUGCAGACAGAAAUGGUGAUGCACGCUUAAACCGUAGAGAGGCAGGAACAAAGCAAUGCUACCUUUGUCAAAAUGUCGGACAUAUCCAGGCAAAUUGCCCAGAGGCUACUUGCUAUCGUUGCCACGGUGAAGGCCAUAUUGCACGUGAUUGCCCGAACGGCAAUGAAGAAUGUUACAACUGUCGAAGACCUGGUCACAAGGCUCGUGACUGUGACGAGCCACGUCCUGGAGAACUAAGCAACGAGGAUGAUGGAAAUGAGGAAGAGAAGGAGCUGAAUGAUGCUUAGGUGUCACUCGCACCUGCAACUCCGGACAUCCCUAAAAUUAACGUAAUUUUUGAGAAGUAGAUACUUUUAAGUGAGCCUGACAACUACGCGUUUGUGAGUGUGGACUAAUGUCAUCAUUGUAGCUGUCAUGGGAAUCAAAGAUGCAGCAAAACCUCUAUGGUUCGGUGGAUUGGAUAUAAAGAGUCGUCCAAGUUGUUUUUGGUGAACGUGGAUCUGUUUUGCUGGACAAUCUUAUUGUUUACUUCGGUUAAUUUUAAAUUCUUCAAUCAUUUUUAGUCUAUACAAAUUAAAUGACGACCCCUUUUACCCAAAAUUGUACAAAUUAAAUUAAAAUAUGUGAAGUUGAAAAAAGCAACUGUUUCUACUCCCAGACUACUUUUAGUUGACCUGAAAUGAUGUUUUAAAUAAUCUAGGUUUGAAUGUUUUAUAAUUAUGUGCGGGUUCCAUGCGUUUUACUUCCACAUUAAUUUUCAACUAUUUGUUAAACCCUAAAUCCCUCAUUUGUAUAAAAAUGCUGGUUCAGGCAACUAAGAAAUGGGGUUAGUUGCUGUGUGCUUUCUAAACGCCGCCGAAAUAGAGCAAAUGAUAAUGUCCUUGCAUUGCAUGAUAAAAAAUUUCCAAAACUUGUACCAAAAAGGGCAUGUACUUAUUUGAUUCCAUACCAAACCUGUUGUUUACAGUUCACGAUUUGUAUCUUUUUCUUAACAUGUUUACUAUUUGUUAAAACUUUCGCACCCAUCUCGGUUAAAAGUGUUUGGAUACAAUAAACCAACUUGUGACAAAGA
Molecule: messenger RNA, 1751 nt
Organism: Ciona intestinalis (vase tunicate)
Lineage: Eukaryota; Metazoa; Chordata; Ascidiacea; Phlebobranchia; Cionidae
Source: RefSeq, a predicted model, not a curated record